AUUUUAAAUACAAUUGGCGAAUUAUCAGUAUUUAUUUAACUUCUGUGUCAUCAUUAUUAUUGCGAAUUUUACAUUCAUCAAAUCCUAUUUGUAUAAGUGCAAAUUAUUGAUUUUGCAGUGCAAUUUACUGAGCGGACCGUUGAAAAACUGCGUUGUAAGUUUGUAAGUGCGUUUUAUUCGCAAAGUUCGCAAAGUUACGGUCUAAUAAAACCGGAAAAAAUACCAGUGUUUCAGUUAAUUUUGAUUCGCAAAUAUGCAAAUUUUUACGGAUACCUUAAUUGCCGAGCUUUGUUCGUGCACCGAUAUUUGUACAUCGUCGCCUUUACUAACUGAGCUCCAAAUAAGCGGGAUUAUCACGGAAGUCCUCGUUUCUAAAAUUGAAAGUGACUCAGACCCGAAACGGCGAGCACUUCGUUUGUACACUUUCCUAAAGAAUAAUGCCGUCGACGAAGCUCUUCCAACGGUGAAAGAAGCCCUGAAAAAAUCUGCAAAUACGAAAGCCUUGAGGGCGUUAGAAUCCGCGAUAUCGCAACAAAGUGACCAGUCCAAUGUCAGUGCCAGUGUGGGAACGAAUGCUGCUCCUAGCGCCACCAAUGAACCCACCCCCACUCUCAUCACUGGAGAUGUCAAAGUGUCCGACAUAGCCUCAAUUUUGAACACAAGUGAUGAAAUUAUCGAAAAUCUGACCACAUUUUACCCGCGAUUUCCAAAAGUCAGGUUAAGCGAUAUGAAACAAUUUCUGGACAAGUUUAACAAUGGGUCAACGAAUUCGAGAGACGUUAUCCGAAAGGUCUUAACUUCAUGGAAGGGGAAGAACGGAAAUAACGCCACCGUCGCUGGUCUGAUCACCAUUUUGGAGAAAGAAGACGCUGACGGGCUUUGUUUUAUGGAGGCUGCAAAAAGUUUGAGAAAAAAGUACAACUUGGAUUGCUCCAUACUGGAUGGAUAGAUACAAAUUUUGGGGAAAAUUGGCAUUUAAUUUAGAUAAUCUUAAUUUAAUUUUAACAGUUAAGACGAGACGUGACGUCUAAAAACGUGUCUAUAAAUAUUGCAAUAAUAAAUCACGUGCUUAAAAUUUAUUUCUCACUAAUUCAAAA
This is a messenger RNA of Folsomia candida, 1097 nucleotides long. RefSeq lists its product as uncharacterized. Lineage: Eukaryota; Metazoa; Arthropoda; Collembola; Entomobryomorpha; Isotomidae. Gene Ontology annotation, molecular function: protein binding. Gene Ontology annotation, biological process: signal transduction. Bases 254 to 949 code for a protein of 231 amino acids. The transcript has 5 exons. The record is from RefSeq and is a predicted model, not a curated record.